AACGCUAGAUUCUACACGGACUGUUUUUGUUGACGGACGGGUCCAUGUUACUCCCGCUACCUUGAACUUUGAGCAGACUCCUUAAAUUAAAUAACAUAAAGUUGUUUUAUAAUGUCGAAUUUUUCACAUCUAACUCGUACUGUCCAUGCGUCUUCUUUACAAAGGUUGUCGCAUGCAUCUCUCACAAAAACACCUGCACUUUUGUGUUCGACGUCGAUCGCUUCCAGUAACAUCAGAAGUUGCGAGAGACGGUGUUUGUACAGAGAAAGGACUAGACUAUAUUCGUCCUCGGCGGAGAAAACCAUUCGGAUAGGAUGCGCGUCUGGGUUUUGGGGAGACACUGCAACCUCUGUGCCCCAGCUGAUCUAUGGAGGCAGGCUGGACUUCCUGGUGUUUGACUACCUCAGUGAGAUCACCAUGUCUCUGCUCACUGCUGCCAAGACCAAGAUGCCUAACAUGGGCUAUGCUCCAGACUUCGUCCAAGUAGCCAUCGCUCCCUUCAUCAACGACAUCCACAAGAAAGGUAUCCGUGUGGUCAGUAACGCUGGGGGGGUCAACCCUCUGGCCUGUGCAGUAGCCAUCCAGGAAGUGGUUAACAAGGCCGGCCUACCGCUCAAGGUUGCCGUGGUGACCGGAGAUGACCUCAUGCCUCAUAAAGCUUCUCUCUCAGAGUUGAGGAUGGCUGAUGGAGUGAGCAGAAAGAGGCUUCCUAAAACCGUCCACAGUAUGAAUGCUUAUCUGGGUGCAGUCCCCAUCCAGAGGUGUCUGGACCAGGGUGCUGACAUCGUGGUGACAGGGAGGUGUGUGGACAGCGCUGUGGCACUGGGGCCUCUCAUGCACACGUUUGGGUGGGAGAGAGACGACUAUGAUCUGCUGGCAGGAGGAAGUCUGGCAGGUCACCUGAUAGAGUGUGGAGCCCAGGCUACAGGAGGCAUCUUUACAGACUGGCACCGUGUUCCUGACUGGGACACCAUGGGGUUCCCGGUGGUGGAGUGUUCUGCAGACGGCUCCUUCCUGCUGGAGAAGCCCCCUGGUACGGGGGGGCUGGUGUGUGUCGGGGGGGUGAGCGAGCAGCUGGUCUACGAGAUAGGAGACCCACGCAGAUACCUGCUACCUGACGUCACCUGUGACUUCUCCCACGUCACCAUCACCGAGGUCCCUGGUGUGGAGGGCGGGGCUGUGAGAGUCACAGGUGCCAGGGGAUACGCCCCGUCCAAUGACUACAAGGUGUGUGCUACCUACAUGGACGGCUUCAGGGCGACAGCGGUGUGUCCGGUCGGGGGCCCCAGGGCCACAGAGAAGGCCAGACGCACAGCGGAGAGCAUCAUCAAACGCACGAGGCGUGUGUUCGGACAGCUGGGUCUAGAAGACUUCAGCUCAGUGAACAUCCAGGUUCUGGGAGCUGAGGACACCUAUGGGCCACACGCUGAGAACAAGGGCCAGAGAGAAGUUGUCUUGUGGAUGUCUGCUCUUCACAGACAGAAGAAAGCUCUGGAAGUCUUCGCCAGAGAGAUAGCACCUGCUGGCACGGGCAUGGCUCCAGGGCUCACAGGGAUCGUAGGUGGAAGACCCAGAGUGUCUCCUGUUCUGAAGCCCUUCUUCUUCCUGCAUCCCAAAUCCCUGCUGCAGGUUGACAUGCAUAUUGGUGGAGAGCUGAUGGAGACCUUGCAGUAUGCGGAGCUAGAGUCAACUGAGCUGGAAGCCCCGCCCAACCCCCCUGAAGACACGCCUCUUACAGAUCUCCCUAGUGGGUCUGUGUGCUAUCGUGUAGAGGACCUGGCAUACACGCGCAGUGGAGACAAGGGAGACUCUGCUAACAUAGGUGUGAUAGCGCGCCACCCUCUCUUCUUCCCCUACCUGAAGCAACAUCUGACAGUGGCUGUGGUUCAGGAACACUUCAGCCACCUGAUAGAGAAGGACACGCCCAACGCUGUCACACGGUAUGAGCUGCCUGGGAUCCAUGGUCUGAACUUCGUGCUGCAGAGUUCUCUAGGAGGGGGAGGGGUGGCUUCUCUACGCAGCGACCCUCAGGGUAAGGCAUAUGGUCAGAUGCUGCUGGACCUGAAGCUGAAAGGCCUUCCUGAUCUCAAGUCACUGGUGGACUGAGAGGAGGAGGAGAGGAGAUGAGGAGGAGGAGAGGGGAGGGGAGGAGGAAGAGUUGGAAGGAGACACAGAGAGAGGGAAGAGAAAAUAAAUAACUCAUAUUAGUGAGAGAGUGAAAGAAAGAAAGAAAGGUGUCAAGAUGAAAAGCAGAAUCGGAAUGGAAUCGAUUCUAGACCAGCUGAUUGCCUUCAAUGAUUAUGUGCGAAAGAAAAACAUAAUCAAUAACACUAAACUGCUAAUGAUAAUAAUGUUUCAAAUGUGUGAGAGGUAGCUCACUGGUCCACCUCAAUAGAGGUUUAAACUGUGUGUGUAUGUGUGUAUUUGUACUGAACUACAUGGGUAUUAAAUGAAGAACUUCUAGCUACGGUUAGCUUGUUGUUAACCUUCGCUAUGCUAAAGUGUGCCUGAUGUAAGCUAGCGUCAUGCUAGCCUUCGCUAUGCUAAAGUGUGCCUGAUGUAAGCUAGCGUCAUGCUAGCCUUUGCUAUGCUAAAGUGUGCCUGAUGUAAGCUAGCGUCAUGCUAGCCUGAGGAUAUGUGGAAGAACACAAGAUAGUUCAUGCUAAGCUGUGUUAGCUAGCAAUGCCUGCUAGCUUCAUUGCUAGCCUAAGCUCACUACUCAGGCCUUUAUGAAAUUAUUAAAUGUGGAAAUA
Molecule: messenger RNA, 2753 nt
Organism: Hypomesus transpacificus
Lineage: Eukaryota; Metazoa; Chordata; Actinopteri; Osmeriformes; Osmeridae
Gene: lratb.1
Product: lecithin retinol acyltransferase b, tandem duplicate 1
Exons: 20
Coding region: 112-2106 (664 amino acids)
Source: RefSeq, a predicted model, not a curated record